Messenger RNA from Papilio machaon (common yellow swallowtail), 1188 nucleotides. RefSeq names its product obscurin. The transcript has 6 exons. The record is from RefSeq and is a predicted model, not a curated record. Gene Ontology annotation, cellular component: neuron projection membrane. Lineage: Eukaryota; Metazoa; Arthropoda; Insecta; Lepidoptera; Papilionidae. Gene Ontology annotation, biological process: synapse organization. The coding region runs from base 38 to 934 and encodes 298 amino acids.
AGAUGAAUUCUAUGGCUUCAAACUGUGGUCUGACAAUAUGACGCCAGCUGACUUGAUAAUACUCUGCUCGCUUAUGACCAGGACACUAUGCGUCGCUCCACAAAUGCCAGAUUUCAAGACCGGCGAGAAAAUCAUCAAUGGUCCCUUUUGGCAUGAAGUUUUCACGGAAGUCUAUGAAGAUUUAGAAGACGAAUUAUCAACUACAACCUCUGAACCCCUUCCUUUCUUCGAAGACGAUCCAUCUACUAACAAUGUGACCGCUCAGUUGGGUAGUCGUGUGCAUCUUCAUUGCAGAAUCCAUGAUUUGGGAGAUAAAACGAUAUCGUGGGUUCGGAGACGUGGAGAAGAGAUCCAUCUUCUGUCUUUCGGUCGCCAUACAUAUUCUGCUGAUUCUAGAUACUCUCUCGCUUUCGAGCAACCAAAUAAUUGGAGGUUGCUAAUACAAUAUGUCAGUGAACGGGACGAAGGAUUUUAUGAAUGUCAAAUCUCUACCCAUCCUCCUCUAGUGAGAAGAGUUUAUCUCGUUGUUGUUGUUCCAAAAGUUGAAAUUGUUGACGAAAGGGGCAAACCUCUACAGGACAAAUUCUAUAAAGAAGGUUCGAUCAUAGAACUGCGAUGCGUCGUCAGCGAGGUACCGGAGCCUUCAAGACAAGUUAACUGGAAACACGGCAAUAGAUUGUUGAACUAUGACACCAAACGUGGAGGAGUCAGUGUGAAGACGGAGACAUUACCUAACGGCGCUCUAUCUCGGCUCUACAUCGCUAACGCUAAUAGAAAAGACUCUGGCAACUAUACCUGCUCGUUGGCAGACUUCGCAGCGACUGCUGUCUCCGUGCAUGUACUGAGAGGUGAGAACCCUCUAGCGAUGCAGCGCGGAGGCGUCUCCAAUGUGACACAUUCAUUGCGCGCUCUGCUCAUUUCAUACAUCAGCUGACAGAUUGCCGGCGCGUUAUGGUCACGCGCUAUGUUGUAAAAAUGUAAUUGAUGUCGUAGUUUCAUAGUAAUAUGUUAUACCCCGUUUAUAUUUAAAUUAAGUCGACUGAGGCAUCUUCACUAGUUAAUUAAGAUAUGAAGACCAGACAUUACACGUGAAGACCAGAUAGAUUAAGCCAAUCGAGAUAAAAAUCAAGGCUGGUUCCCAUUGAUGUUUUGAUGCGAUUGCCCUAAGCCCUCCAUUUUGUUAUUUAA